UCAAGGUCAAGCUCCUGGGGCUAAGCCCCCCCAUAUCUCAAUCCUAGUGACGUCCAUGGAUGACAGCGUUGGUUUUUUCCUGUAGAACCAAGCUGCGCAGUUGCAGCUGCGCAGUCUGACCAGCAGGAGGAGCUGCGCAGCGCUGAUCCCCGACAACAGGAAACAGCGAAGAAGAAACCAAACCGGAAGCUGUUUAAAGCAUUUCGGCGCCGCUUUUAGCUCCAGUCGGGUUCGAAAAAAACCCGAACCACAGACCCGGAACCGGACCUCUGCUGACCGGGACACCGGACUCGGUACAGACGGUUCCGAGUCCGGAAAGAUGGACUCCGCCCUGCAGCUGUUCCUGGACCGGUUCGGACCCAGCAGUGAAGCGGAGUCUGAGUGGCUGAAGAGCUUCUUCACCUUCAUCUGUCAUCACCUGUGUCCUGGUACCUGUGACCCCGCCCCUUCUGCUGGUGACCAGCCAUCACCAGGCCCCUCUCAGCUCAGUGGCUACCAGCUGAGUGUCCGUGUCCUGCAGAUCAUCAAGGACAAGGCGUGUGUCUCUCACAGCUUACCUGUCAGCUACAGGCUGGUGUCCGUUUCUGAGCUCCUCUCCCAGCAACACCUGGCCUGUGUCAGCAACCUGUCCUGGAGCACUAAUCAGCAGCGAGAGUGGGCCAAGGAGGCGGAGCUAUCUGGGGCGGGUCACAGGGCACUGCCACGUGUCAACCUGCUGCUGAUUGGCUGGCUGAGAGAGGGGCGGGGCGGGGAGUGGAAGCUGGCUGACAGCAGUGGCAGUGUCAGGUGUGAGCUGGUGUCUCCGUCUCCUUUGUGGCUCGAUCGUCCCGUCUUCCUGCCUCACUGGAACUACAUCCCCCAUGACGCCUCUGGGCAGCAGGAGGAGUCGGGGCUGGUAGAGCUGAUUGGUGCUCCUGUUCUGCUUUGUGCUGAAGCUGAGCUGGGAUUGGCUGCAGGAGGAGGGGCGGAGCCUGUGGGAGCUGUGGUUGUCAGCAAAGCUGCUGGGUUUCUGAAGAACAGGGUCAAAGGUCAGCGGGUGUCAGUAUACGGUCAGGUGGAAUCAGUGUGCCCUCUGCUGGUGGUGGCAGGAAGCACCUUCUUCUUCUUCACCCUGAAAGACGACACACACACACUUCCUGUCCUCGUAAAGGACAGCAGGCUGUGCUGGGCUCAGUGUGUGCGUGUUGGACAGAGUGUGUGUGUGACAGCUCUGCGUGUGUGUGUGCUGCGAGGCUGGAAAGGAAACAGCGUUCUGUGUGUGACCGAGCGCUCACAACUACACACACAAUACACACACCCUGAUGGCGCACAGCCCGGCACACACACUCCUGCUGACUCCGCCCCCAGUCCCUCCCUGCUGGGCAACAACGAGGAGGUGGAGCCUGAGGAGGACCCUACCCAAUCAGCAGUGAUGAUGAAGCACUCCAGAGUCAUCAGCUACCAGGGCACAGUGACAGAGGUGGUGAAUCAGGGGGCGGGGCUGUAUGUGAUUGACAGGACGGUGGGAUUGUGUGUGGCCUAUCAGCCGUCAGCGAGGAGGAGGCUGAGAGCAGGUGACCAGGUGGAGCUGCACCACGUCCACUUCCUGUACCGGCCCUGUGCUGACCUCCCUCCCAGCAUGCUUUGCUGCUGUCUGAGCUCCAGCUUGAGGGUCACCACCUUCAGCAGGUUGGAGGGCUGUCCUCCUCCUUCCCGCUGUCCUGGAGACGGCGUGUUGCCAUGGUUACUGCUGCAGAACAGCACGGGCCCCGACCAGUACCUGUGGGUGUGUCACCUGACCUCCCAGCUGUCCAAGAGCCUGGCCCCAGGUCUGCUGAAGCAGCAGUGUGUCUGUCUCCUCUCCUGGAAGCUGAUGGAGACACUGUGGAGACGGAGAGGAUGGGGACAAAGAGACAUCUAUUCUGAGAUGUUGGACAAACCUCACAGCUGUCCUCUGACUCAGUACCGCGUGGACCCCGCCCUCCCUGAGUACAUCAGCAUCUCAGACCUCCUCCAGGCUCUGCAGUCCAACGUCUGGUCUCUGAAGUCUCUGCUGCCCCCUAAAGGAUCCGGUCUGACCAGGACUCAGAUCAACUCAGCGCUGUCCUGGUCCUGCAGGACGCUGUCUUCUGACCCUCAGACAGGAGACAGUCUCAGGCCCCGCCCCUUGCUGCUAGUGGGCGUGCUCCAGCUUCCCUCCCUGACGUCUGAAUUCAGUCAAACUUUGCAGCUCAGGGAUGCUACUGGAGCUGUGUGCUGUGUCGUCACGGAAACCAGUAAGGAGGAUACGGGACGUCAGACGGCUUCCUUCAACACUGCUUGGAUAGGAUGUCUGGUGUGUGUUCGUCAGUUCACCAUGGUAACAGAGAGAGCCCUCCAAUCAGAUUUCCCUUCCUAUCAACAUCUGGAUGAGGACAAGUUCAUCACAUUCAGAAGCUACAGAGUGUACGUACAGUUCUCCCUGGACCACCUCCUCAUCCUGAGCCCAUCUGUUGGCAUGGUAACACACCUGAGGUCAACGGGGGGACCUCCAGGGGGAGAUGCGGGGGAACAGACAGAAGAAGAGCCAACAGACAAGAAAAGAAGAGAAGACCCAAAUCCUUCUUCCUCCUCUGUUACCAUGGCCACUGGCCCUGAGGGUGGGGCCUCCCAGCCCUGUGUUACUGUGGUAAUCAGGGUGGAGCAGAAAGAGGGCGUGGCCUGGAAGAACACAGGGAAAGAGUUGACAGAAAAGAAGGUUGGGCUUCAACUGUGCUUUUCAGUUAGAGCUGCUGUGAUUGGUCCUGUGGUCAGCUGGGAGAGGGACCCAAAAAACAAACCAAUGAUGGAACGAGAGGUGGGGCCAGAGAAGGAGAAGGUGAUUCUGGUCUUCUCAGGUGUUUGUUCUCGGUGGUUUCCUCUCCUCCAACCUGGAACUUUUUACAGACUGGUUGCAGCCAACACUCAGGAUCCCAGCGUUCUGAUUGGCUGCAGAGUUUCUGGGAGGAGUGGCGUGGAGCUUCACACUGAAGCCACUCUUCAGGUCAGAUCUGAUUGGAGGCUCCACACGCUGACACGCCUUCUCCAGGACCCCACCUGCACACAGGUGGAGCCCCCCCCUGUCCUGUCGGUGUCCCAGGUGUUGGACUGCAGCUCUGAGCUGGUGUGUGUUCAGGGUCAGGUGUGUGAGAGGGUCGCUGUGAGCAGCAGGACCGCAGAGUCUGGGUCUUCACACACAGGUGUACGUCUCACCAUGUGUGACCAAACUGGACAGAGACUCCAGGUGUACCUGGACCUGAGACACGCCCCCUACCCACCUGGCCUGUUGCCUGGCAACACUCUGCUGCUGUCAGGUGUCCAGAGGAAGAUGUCCAGGUCGGGGGGCGUGUACUGCUCCUUCCUACCUGUCAGCUGUAUCUCUGUGAUGUCACUGGGGGAUUCCAGAUGUGCCCCGCCCCCACCUGUUCCCAGGAUGCACUUGGCUCAGUGGGCUGGAACUGAUCAGCACAAGUGUAAUAUGGCUCAGGUCAAAGGUCACGUGGCGUGUUUCUUGUUCCUGCAGCUGCAGUGGAGCUGCUCCCAGUGUGGGAGUGUGUACUCACAGGUGUGCAGGUCUCAGUGUGGAUCAUCCUGCUCUCAGUUUGAGUCCAGAGCUAAGGUGGUGAUUGAGGACGGAACAGGUGAGGCUCAUGUCUGCUUCUCAGGUGGACCUCUUCAAACUCUGCUGGGAUUGGCUGAUUCCCAGUGGGAGGGGCUUCAGAGAGCAGUCAGAGUGAGAGGGCACGUCAGAAUCUUCCCUCAGGGGCGAAGCUUGGUGUGUGAUGGUGACUCUGAUGACUUCCUGCACCACUUCCUGUUUUGUGUCUGUAGCAGUGAUGUCAUGUGUCGGCCGAUCGCCCUCACAUGCAGGAGGCUGACCAAUCAGAGACCAGAAGAGGUGAGGCGCUUCACUCGAGGAGACAGAGAGUUUAUGACCAGACUGCCUCGCCCCCUGCAGCUCACCUGUGUACACCUGGAGCCUGACUGACCCUACCUGAAGGAUUUCAGAAUAAAAGCUUGACUCUUCACUA
Molecule: messenger RNA, 4028 nt
Organism: Nothobranchius furzeri (turquoise killifish)
Lineage: Eukaryota; Metazoa; Chordata; Actinopteri; Cyprinodontiformes; Nothobranchiidae
Gene: ctc1
Product: CTS telomere maintenance complex component 1
Biological process (GO): positive regulation of DNA replication; telomere maintenance via telomere lengthening
Cellular component (GO): CST complex
Molecular function (GO): telomeric repeat DNA binding; single-stranded DNA binding
Source: RefSeq, a predicted model, not a curated record